This is a messenger RNA of Podospora pseudopauciseta, 2162 nucleotides long. RefSeq lists its product as uncharacterized. Gene Ontology annotation, cellular component: membrane. Bases 390 to 2162 code for a protein of 590 amino acids. The transcript has 5 exons. The record is from RefSeq and is a predicted model, not a curated record. Gene Ontology annotation, molecular function: transmembrane transporter activity. Lineage: Eukaryota; Fungi; Ascomycota; Sordariomycetes; Sordariales; Podosporaceae. Gene Ontology annotation, biological process: transmembrane transport.
UCGGCAAGUUGGUUUUCCCACUUGAAAAAAACUGCCAGAGCCUCGUCCAUCCAUACCAGCCGAGUCAGCUGAAAUAACCUGCGCUGCGCAUUCACUCCACCGUCAUCGUCUCUGGCCUCCACAUGCUAUCCACAGUUUCCCGCCGCUAAGGGAUCCGCACUACCCAUCCGCCGAUAACGAGGACGCUCCACAGGGAAACAAAGCAGGGGAACCUUUCACCGCAACCAAACAACUCCUAGGUUGGGCUUCGCGCCAUGUCCAUGUCCCUGGCACCCACCUUCCCGUCCCGCGUGUUUCUUUGAGAUUGUGACUUUGCGGCUCUCAGAGCCUCAAUUGACGAGUCUUGCCAAGGAACGCCACCGGCACCAGCAGCGGCACCAAAACCCCCCAUGGACCGCUCUGAGGUUGGCUGCCAAACAACCCUGCCAAACGGGUGCACCAUGGCUGAAGCAGCUGAUGAGAGAACCCCCCUACUGUCGUCCACCAGCGUCUCUCACACCACUGUUUCUCACUCGGGUGCUUCCCCUGACGGCCCUGGUAUUCCCAGAGACCACCAAGGCGAAGACGAUGAUGAUGUCAUCCAGCCCAGAAAAGAUCGCAGGCGGUUAAAAAAGAUCUGGACCUCACUCAAACCUUCGACCGAGAGUCAGAUUCUUCUUGCUGGCUUUCUCAUCACCCUGUCUUUCAGCUUCACCCAAGUCCCAAUCCUCUAUGCCUUCCACCUCAUGCAAUGCGAUCACUACUACUCCACUCACCCACCCUACACCGGCCCCGGUGACCGCUGCAACAUAGAUGAGAUCGCCGCCGGCAUGGCCACGCAGUUUUCCAUCUUGGGAAUGUCUACCACGUUCUGCGGAACCAUCAACUUGUUUGUUGCUGGCUGGACAGCCAAAAAAAUUGGCCCAAAGUAUGCCUUGAUGAUUCAGACCCUGGUCCCUGGCAUACGAGUGUCGACGCAGAUUCUGGGGCUCAUGGCUGGAGGAGCAAAGGGAAUGUUGAUGAUCCAGUGCACGCAGAUUAUCACGGUCAUUGGCGGACCUGCUGGGUAUCUGUUGAUUGUAAACAUCAUCGCUGGCGAAGUGGUGCCCCCACUGAGAAGGACAGCCGUGUUUGGCAUGCUGCAGGGCUGUAUCAUGCUUGGCCAAGGCCUGGCCGGCGGCAUGAUGGGUGAUAUUUGGGGCAUCAGCCGGCCUUUCGAAGUAGCCUUUUGCGCGUUUCUUUUGUCAACGCUUUAUGUGGCUAUGGUGGUGCCAUACAUUGAUGCAAGCACCAUCAGCAGUGCAAAGAAAGCUCGAGGCCAGGGCAUCUCCCAGUUGUUUACACCCCUGAGAGUGUUGCUGCCACAGCGAAUCUUGUCUCGGAACGGGACCGUGACGAAACAUUACGGACUGAUGGUUCUUUGCGCCGGCAUCUUUCUCGGUGUGCUGGCAACAGGAUAUGCGCCGCUGCUUAUGCAGCUCUAUGCCACAGCCAAGUUUGACUUCAAACAGACCGAGAAUGGCUGGUUGACGUCAGGUUUUGCCUUUAUGCGCGGUAUGUUUUUAAUAUUUGCUUUCCCCCGCAUCAUCAACAGGGGACGAUGUUGGUACAUGACACGGCAUCCAGAGGCGCAACAGCACCAUGACCACGGCAAUGGCCAUGAAGAAACGGCUCACCUGGCAACCAACCCAGAAGAGUUUGAAGCACCUAUCGGAUCUUUUGCCGAGCAAGAGCCAGUGGACGCGGAGCCGGUCAAGGAGGAUGAGGGGACCGAAUUCGACCUGUAUUUCUUGCGAAUCAGCCUUGUGGUGGACGGGGUACUGACUAUGUGCACGGCCUUUGCAACCGAGAGGUGGCAUAUAUUUCUUGCUGCGUUUCUGCUCCCGCUGGCAUCUGGGUCAGCACCGGCGGCCAAGGGAGUCAUGACUGAAAUGUGCUCCCCAUCUCAACGUGCGGACGCACUAAACGCACUGGGUCUAGUGGAAAACAUUGCUCGGCUGUCAACACAGGGCUUGUUCGGCUUUGUAUUUGCGGCUCUGGCUGAGGUCGGGAAGCCGCAUCUUACCUUUUUUGUCAAUGCUGCGAUUGCCAUUCUCGCAUACGGCAUGCUGCUGUUUUCCCGCUUCCCUCCAGAGGGGAGCAAGAUCGUCGAAGAUGAUGCGGAUGAAGAUGAAAGCUCAUAG